CGACUUGAAAUCCAUAAGACCGAAUUUUCGACCUGCAAAAAUCCAGUAGGGAAGUCAACCGUGCGGACCCUGCAACAAGCUCGUCGGCCCAAAGUCGAAACGUCGGCUGCCCUGCCGCACGACCGACCUGUGCCCGACAGACACAGCGCUGCAUCCGACGACACCUGCCUUUCCGCUCAACAUCGAUGGCCCUACCGUGAAAUACUGCAUGCCCGCCUGACCUGAUUCCGCCUUAACUCCGGGAACAAAACAUUUCGGUACCUGAAGCAGCUUCGAGAUAACUCGUCGGACCUGAUCGAAACGGUAGACAUCACGCCGUCAUGUCUAAACGCGGCCCUUCAGUUUUGGUCACAGACGCGCGCGACCGACCGUCAGCCCGCGGCAGCGCAAGCCGUGGAGGCCCUGGGAGGCCAGGGCAGGGCGGCCCCGGACGAGACAAGAUGCCCAUGCGCUUCGUCUCGGUCGACAAUGUACUGCAGUACGCCUCUGAAAUCCCAUCCGGCCAACCGCGUGUGCCACCACCGGGCCAGCAGGGCGCCCACCUCCAUCAUGCGCGACCUGGGGGCGGCCCGUCGUCCACGCGGCGAAACAGCCACGGAGGUCUUCCCACGCUAGCCAGCAUACGAACUGGUCUUCAAAACGUGCCAAGCCGCACGACCAAGAUCAGCGAGAAGCUAGUCCUCCUGCCCGAAAUGGAGAAGGACGACGAGGAUGAGGACGAUGAAGAUGCAGACGGGGAGACACUGCCGCCUCCAGUGCUGCGACAGGACAGCUCAGAGGACAGGCCACUGCGUGAUGAGGAGCUCGACGGUUUGCGCAAGAGGGGUGGGAUUAGAGGCAAAAGCUUUGCCGAGAGGCUACCCAAGGUUCAGCGGGGAGAUCGCGUGUCGAGGCUUACGGCAUAUUGCACCGCCCAGGCGGUCAAAAUGAAACCAACGGCUGAUUUCCUGCGGACCAAGCUCGGCGCAAAAACCAAGCUAUAUGACGACUGCCUUUAUACCGUUUUCCAUCUACCAUUACUUCCCGGAACCGAUGGGUACCGGGUCCGGAGCCGGCCGGUGCUGAAAACUCCAGGCACAGGGAAGACGGUACUUGAUAUUGAGAUCGAGCGGAGCGAGAGGCGGGACGAACACAUGGGCUACUUUUAUGAGUAUCCUACUACGGAGGAAGGGAUCGAUAUCCCAGCGCCAGUCAACGGGAGCCACGACAUGGCCAUGAAUGGUCCAAGCCCAGUGGAAAGGCUGGUGGCCGAGGCCAAAUCCUUUGCCGAGAUGUUUGUCUUUUCGUACGGUGUUGUAGUCUUCUGGAACUUCACCGAGAACCAGGAAAAGGAUAUCUUGGCCGACAUGACAUUCUCAGAGAAUGAGGAGGGCGUGUCUCUACAGACACGGCCACUGGACCAAGAGGACUACGAGACGGAGGAGUUUCAUUUUGAUUACAGUGCCGACGUAAAGAGGCCACGGGUCUUCAACGACAUGAUCACGCUGUUGCCUAGGAGCGAUCACAUGGUAAAGCUGACCAUCAGCCACGCCAUUGCGCAGAGCACCAAGCUGUGCUAUUUUGAGGAGAAGAUGGGGGAAACGAUGCUGGAUGCCCAACACGUGCCCAAGCAACUGGCUUUGACGGGAGAACUCGCCAUGACGAGGACUGAAAUCGUAAAGAUACUCGGCAGGCUGUUCAAAAGCCGCGUUGACAUCAACCUAUCAUCCAACAUAUUAGAUGUACCCAAUUUCUUCUGGGACUCGGAGCCGACGUUACACCCUCUCUAUGUUGCCAUUCGGGACUACCUCGAGAUAGAUCAGCGCAUCAAGGUUCUCAAUGAGCGGUGUCGAGUGUUCCUUGAUCUCGCCGAAAUAUUGUCAGAUUCGGUAGCAGACGCAAAGAUGAGCUCCAUCACCUGGAUCAUCAUUAUCCUCAUUGUGGUCAGCAUUCUGGUCACAGUAACCGAGGUGACGCUGAGAUUUGGAAUAUUGGAAAAGGAGAGAGGUAAAAAGGGGGUUGGUGAUGAAGCCGGACAGCCGGAACUGAGGAGUGAUUUGUUAAGUCGGCUGAGGGAUGCCAAUAUCUCCUUAGACGAGCUGCGGAUCUGGGGUCAGGGGCUGAGUGAGCCCGAAAAGGGCGCAGUAUGUGGCUCAACGUACGUGGGGAGGACAUUUGCAGGUGUUUGAGCGUGUAAUUACUACAAGAACGAGCCUCUGUUGUUUGCUUUUUUUUUUCUUUUUCUUUUCCUAUUCCUUGUUCUUUUCUACUCCGGACUCGCAUUUGGGUCCCGAUCCAGCACUCAUUUUGUCUACCUCCUAUCUAGCGAAGGCGUUUUGGUGAACAAAUCAUGAAAUUUCUCGGACCAGUGUUACUCCCAGGUUUCAACUCGGAUGGUUGAUUGAGUGUCAUCUUCAAUAUUG
Pyricularia grisea is the source of this 2402-nucleotide messenger RNA. RefSeq lists its product as uncharacterized. The record is from RefSeq and is a predicted model, not a curated record. NCBI's taxonomy places the organism in Eukaryota, Fungi, Ascomycota, Sordariomycetes, Magnaporthales, Pyriculariaceae. Bases 321 to 2168 code for a protein of 615 amino acids. The transcript has 3 exons.